Spirometra erinaceieuropaei is the source of this 258-nucleotide messenger RNA. The record is from the annotation of a GenBank genome assembly. NCBI's taxonomy places the organism in Eukaryota, Metazoa, Platyhelminthes, Cestoda, Diphyllobothriidea, Diphyllobothriidae.
AUGUGUCUAAUGCAUUCGCAUGACCCGUCUUCAUUUUUCCUCACUGCCUGGCUAUCCGCUUUCACGUUAAUUUUCCCAUCCCUCGGAAGCAGUAGCUUUGCUGGCAAUUACACCAAGCUCGCUAAACACUCCAGACGUUUCCUGCAGCAGCAGCAGCAGCAGCAGCAGCAGCAGCAGCAGCAGCAGCAGCAGCAGCAGCAGCAGCAGCAGCAGCAGCAGCAGCAGCAGCAGCAGCAGCGGCGGUCUUUUUCAUCUUGA